Staurois parvus is the source of this 452-nucleotide messenger RNA. The record is from the annotation of a GenBank genome assembly. NCBI's taxonomy places the organism in Eukaryota, Metazoa, Chordata, Amphibia, Anura, Ranidae.
UGUGGGGUCCGGGGAGAGCGGAAAUAGUGAAUGCGGGGUCCGGGGAGAGCGGAUAUAGUGAAUGUGGGGUCCGGGGAGAGCAGAUAUAGUGAAUGCGGGGAUCCGGGGAAAGCGGAUAUAGUGAAUGCGGGGUCAGGGGAGAGCGGAUAUAGUGAAUGCGGGAUCCGGGGAAAGCGGAUAUAGUGAAUGCGGGGUCACGGGGAGAGCGGAUAUAGUGAAUGCGGGGUCCGGGGAGAGCGGAUAUAGGAAUGCGGGGUCCGGGGAGAGCGGAUAUAGUGAAUGCGGGGUCCGGGGAGAGGGGAUAUAGUGAAUGCGGGGUACGGGGAGAGCGGAUAGUGAAUGCGGGGUCCGGGGAGAGCGGAUAUAGUGAAUGCGGGGUCCGGGGAGAGCGGAUAUAGUGAAUGCGGGGUCCGGGGGGAGAGCGGAUAUAGUGAAUGCGGGGUCCGGGGAGA